AUGGCAUUGAUACAAGAACAACAAGAAAAAGUAACCUUAGAUCCCAAACCAGGGUUUGUAGUCAAGACCAAAAUCCUUGAAUCUAAGGAUCUUUCCCAAAUCUCGACCAAAGUGUUUAUAAACAUAUGUCAUGAUCAUCAAGUUCCUAAGCCAUCAAUAGACUUCACUCCAGAAGUUGUAUUUCCAUUAAUUAUCGACAAUCAAUGGGAGAUUCCCUUGAUUGUGUCCCAAGAAAAGAAAACUACUGAUAAGAAAGGGUUUCCUUCACUUGUUUAUGAUUGUUGUAUAAAUACUGACUGUUUCAAUUGGUGUCAGAUAAGUAAAGCUUUACGACUCAUUUUGAUUGAAUGGUGUAUUGAAUCAGUUGAAUUGUUAUAUCAGGUAGUUUUGGAAAGAGAAUAUUCGAUUCCAAAAAUGCUUAAUAAAGGUGAACUUUCACAUACUAUUGUUGGGAAAGAUGAAUUGGAAACUUCGGGGUUCCAAAAGAAACUUCAAGAAUUGAAGGAAAAUGAACAAUUGGGAUUGAUUCAAGAGAUGUCACUUGAUGAUAGCAAGGAGGAUGAAGCUGAUCAAGAGUUGCCAGAUUUAUUGAAUAUAAGUAGCCAGCCUUCAACCAAACGAAAAUUGAUUGAAGAAAUUGAAGAACCUCAAAUGAGUUCGCGUAUUGAAGAAGUUAAAUCGAAAUCUUCCAAGAUAGAGGAAGUCGAUCAAGGAGAAGAAGAAUUACUUAACUAUGAUGUAAGCUUCCGUAAGAUUGAAGAUCCGAAAUAUAAAUUAGCAAUUAUUUUCAAAUGUGAUCAAAUACCGAGUGGUGAAUAUCUUGAACUACAAUUUUCUCAAGCUUCCUCCACUUUAUUAUUAACUAAUAAAUUAAAAGGGUACAAAUUCAAUAACAACGGUAAUAAUUUAGAUCCCACUAAAAACAUUCUAGAAAUUCCAUUAUCACAAGAAAUUAAACUUAAGCCUUUAAAGACAUUCUUUGUUACUACAACCAAUCAAUUAUUUAUCUUUAUGUGA
Molecule: messenger RNA, 1017 nt
Organism: Hemisphaericaspora subhashii
Lineage: Eukaryota; Fungi; Ascomycota; Pichiomycetes; Serinales; Debaryomycetaceae
Exons: 1
Coding region: 1-1017 (338 amino acids)
Biological process (GO): box C/D snoRNP assembly; rRNA processing
Cellular component (GO): cytoplasm; ribonucleoprotein complex; R2TP complex
Source: RefSeq, a predicted model, not a curated record